Messenger RNA from Carlito syrichta (Philippine tarsier), 848 nucleotides. RefSeq names its product SH2 domain containing 1A (gene SH2D1A). The coding region runs from base 130 to 516 and encodes 128 amino acids. Gene Ontology annotation, cellular component: cytoplasm. Gene Ontology annotation, biological process: cellular defense response; cell-cell signaling. NCBI's taxonomy places the organism in Eukaryota, Metazoa, Chordata, Mammalia, Primates, Tarsiidae. The transcript has 4 exons. The record is from RefSeq and is a predicted model, not a curated record.
GCGCUUUUCUCUUUUUUGCACAUCUGGCUGAACUGGGAGUCAGGUGGCUGACUUGUGCCUGGCUGCAGUAGUAGCAGUAUCUCCCCCUUACUAUUCCCUGCCUUGGUUUUCCUGAGAGUUCUUCAGGUCAUGGACUCGGUGGCCGUGUAUCAUGGCAAAAUCAGCAAGGAGACCGGGGAGAAACUCCUGCUCGCCACGGGGCUGGAUGGCAGCUAUCUGCUGAGGGACAGCGAGAGUGUCCCAGGAGUGUACUGCUUGUGUGUGCUGUAUCAAGGUUACAUUUAUACGUAUCGAGUGUCCCAGACAGAAACAGGUUCCUGGAGUGCUGAGACAGCACCUGGGGUACAUAAAAGAUUUUUUCGGAAAAUAAAAAAUCUCAUUUCAGCAUUUCAGAAGCCAGAUCAAGGCAUUGUAAUACCUUUGCAGUAUCCAGUUGAGAAGAAGUCCUCAGCUAGAACUACACAGGAUGCUACAGGAAUAAGAGAAGAUCCCGAUGUUUGUCUGAAAGCACCAUGAAGAAAAAUAAAGCACCUUGUACUUUAUUUUCAAUAAUUUAAAUGUAUGCUAAGUCUAGUAUAUUAUAGAUUAUACAGUUCAGUGAGCUACAAAUGCACUCCUAAAACCAUCAUAGUCCUGUAAUGGAAGCAUCUAGCCUGAUGUCAAAGCUGAAAUGGACUUUGUAGAUAAUGAGGAGCUUUGCAAUGAGAAUUGUGAAGAAAACAGUUCCAUCAGUAAUUUUCAGUUAUCAUAUUUACAAAUGGGAAACAAUUUAAAGCAUAAUAAGUACUUUAUAAAAUGUUAAUGCCAAUUCUUGCCAAAUAAAAAUAAAAAUAACCCUCAGUUUUUGU